Molecule: messenger RNA, 6674 nt
Organism: Zeugodacus cucurbitae (melon fly)
Lineage: Eukaryota; Metazoa; Arthropoda; Insecta; Diptera; Tephritidae
Gene: l(3)72Ab
Product: U5 small nuclear ribonucleoprotein 200 kDa helicase
Exons: 9
Coding region: 127-6552 (2141 amino acids)
Cellular component (GO): nucleus
Molecular function (GO): nucleic acid binding; ATP binding
Source: RefSeq, a predicted model, not a curated record
GCGUAAUUUAAUAAUUUGACAGAUCCCCGAAGCAGCCGGAGAAAAUAUUAUAAUUUUUUAAAGCUGUAAAAAUAAAAAUUUACAAAAUAUUCGUUCAUAUAUUAGCUAAGAAAAUCAUAAAUCACCAUGGCGGAUGCAGCAGCUCGUCAGCUGCAAUAUGAAUACAAAGCGAAUUCCAAUCUUGUGCUGCAAGCUGAUGUGCGACUCAUUGAACGUCCACGUCGCGAUGAGGCUACCGGAGAAGUGGUAUCGCUGGUCGGUAAGUUGGAGGGCACACGCAUGGGCGAUCGCUAUCAGCGCACAAAGCCCGAAAAAAUGGAAGAACGUAAAGCCAAACGUCAGAAAAGAGAUGAAGCGCAAUAUGAUUUCGAGCGCAUGAAAGGCGCCACAUUGCUGUCCGAAGGUAUAGAUGAAAUGGUCGGCAUUGUGUACCGACCCAAGACACAGGAAACGCGACAGACAUAUGAGGUGCUCUUAAGUUUUAUACAAGAAGCGCUGGGAGACCAACCGCGCGACAUUUUGUGUGGUGCGGCAGAUGAAAUUUUAGCGGUGUUAAAGAAUGAUAAGCUUAAAGACCGCGAACGCAAGCGUGAAAUAGACAGUUUGUUAGGCUCAGUAACCGAUGAGAGAUUCGCUUUGUUGGUCAACCUCGGUAAGAAAAUCACAGACUUUGGUUCAGAUGCCGUGAACGCUUUAAACAUCGCUGGCAAUGAAGAGCAAAUUGAUGAAACUUAUGGUAUAAAUGUGCAAUUUGAGGAAUCUGAGGAAGAAAGUGAUAACGAUAUGCAUGGUGAAAUUCGUGACGAAGAUGGACAAGAAGAGGGCGAGGAAGCGCGCAUUGACCACACGCUGCAUGCAGAAAACCUACUCACUGAGGAGGCGGCCAAUGUGAAGAAAGAACGUGGUCUACAUCCAUUAGAUAUCGACGCGUACUGGUUACAGCGUUGCCUAAGUAAAUACUACAAAGACGCCAUGGUAUCACAAAGCAAAGCCGCCGAUGUGCUAAAAAUUCUCAAAGACGCUUCCGACGAACGAGACUGCGAGAAUCAGCUUGUACUUUUGCUAGGCUACGACUGUUUCGACUUCAUAAAACAGUUGAAGAACAAUCGGCAAAUGAUUUUGUAUUGCACAAUGUUGGCCUCAGCGCAAACCGACAGCGAGCGACAACGCAUACGGGAAAAGAUGCGCAAUGACAACCAUUUAGCAAAGAUAUUGCGUCAAUUGGAUACUGGCAAGGCGGAAGAGGAUGACUAUGGCAAUUCAUCGCGCACAAACAAACGUGGAAAGGAGGAAAACGAUGACUCUGGCCAAGGCACGGCCGGUCAGGUGGCAGGUGUACGCCAAGUGCUCGAGUUGGAGGAAUUGGCGUUUACGCAGGGAUCCCAUUUCAUGGCAAACAAGAGGUGUCAACUGCCGGACGGUUCGUUCCGCAAACAGCGCAAAGGCUACGAGGAAGUGCAUGUGCCCGCAUUGAAACAAGUGCCUUUCGAGGACAAGGAGGAACUGCAACCGAUCGAUAAACUGCCAAAAUAUGUGCAGCCCGUCUUUGAAGGCUUUAAAACACUCAAUCGCAUACAAAGCCGUCUGUGGAAGGCCGCGCUGGAUAGCGAUGAGAAUAUGUUGCUGUGUGCGCCCACCGGUGCUGGUAAAACGAACGUUGCUUUGCUCACAAUGAUGCGCGAAAUCGGCAAACACAUCAAUGAGGAUGGCACAAUCAACGUGGACGAGUUUAAGAUCAUCUAUGUGGCGCCCAUGAAGUCUUUGGUACAGGAAAUGGUGGGCAACUUUGGCCGUCGCUUGUCGUGCUAUAAUUUGACCGUGUCCGAGUUGACUGGUGAUCACCAACUGACACGGGAGCAAAUCGCCGCCACACAAGUAAUCGUGUGCACACCAGAAAAAUGGGAUAUUAUCACACGUAAGGGUGGCGAAAAGACAUUCACAAGUCUAGUGCGUCUAGUGAUCAUCGAUGAAAUUCACUUGUUGCACGAUGAGCGCGGUCCAGUGCUGGAAGCGCUUGUUGCACGUACCAUACGCAAUAUUGAGACCACACAGGAGGAUGUGCGGUUGGUCGGUUUGUCCGCCACGUUGCCUAACUAUCAGGAUGUCGCAACAUUCCUUCGCGUUAAGCCAGAUAAGGGACUGUUUUAUUUCGAUAACAGCUUCCGGCCAGUGGCGUUGGAGCAGCAGUACAUCGGUGUCACCGAGAAGAAGGCGCUCAAGCGUUUCCAAGUCAUGAAUGAGAUCGUGUACGAGAAGACCAUGGAACACGCAGGUCGCAAUCAGGUGCUUGUCUUCGUGCACUCGCGCAAAGAGACGGGUAAGACGGCGCGCGCCGUGCGUGACAUGUGUCUGGAGAAGGACACGCUUGGCAGUUUUCUGCGCGAAGGAUCGGCCAGCAUGGAAGUGUUGCGCACGGAGGCGGAGCAGGUGAAGAACACGGAGUUGAAAGAGCUGCUGCCAUAUGGCUUCGCUAUACAUCACGCUGGUAUGACGCGUGUCGACCGUACAUUGGUGGAGGAUCUCUUCGCCGAUCGUCAUAUACAGGUUCUGGUGUCCACAGCCACACUGGCUUGGGGUGUUAAUUUGCCAGCACAUACAGUCAUCAUCAAAGGAACUCAAGUUUACAAUCCGGAAAAGGGUCGUUGGGUGGAAUUGAGCGCACUGGACGUUCUACAGAUGUUGGGUCGUGCUGGUCGUCCACAAUACGAUACCAAAGGCGAAGGCAUACUCAUCACCAAUCACAGCGAAUUGCAAUUCUACCUUUCACUGCUUAAUCAACAGCUGCCCAUCGAAUCGCAAUUCGUAUCCAAAAUGCCAGACAUGUUGAAUGCUGAAAUCGUGCUGGGCACAGUGCAGAACCUUAAAGACGCCGUUCAUUGGUUGGGUUAUACCUAUCUCUACAUACGCAUGUUGCGCAAUCCCACGCUCUAUGGUAUCUCGCACGACGCCAUACGCGACGAUUCGCUGUUGGAGCAGCAUCGCGCGGAUCUUAUACACACUGCCGCGCUGCAUUUAGAUCGCAGCGGUCUCGUCAAGUAUGACCGCAAGAGCGGCCAAUUCCAAGUGACCGAGUUGGGUCGCAUAGCUUCGCAUUACUACUGCACGCACGAAACCAUGAUGACUUAUAAUCAAUUGCUGAAGCAAACGCUGAGUGAGAUCGAGCUGUUCCGCGUGUUCUCACUCUCUUCGGAGUUCAAGCACAUUGCUGUGCGCGAGGAGGAAAAGUUGGAGUUGCAAAAGCUUAUGGAACGUGUACCCAUACCCAUCAAAGAGUCAAUGGAAGAGCACAGCGCCAAGGUGAAUGUGUUGUUGCAAGCAUACAUAUCGCAAUUGAAACUGGAAGGUUUCGCUCUCAUGUCCGAUAUGGUCUUCAUAACGCAGUCUGCGUCGCGUUUAAUGCGCGCCAUCUUCGAAAUCGUACUCUACCGUGGCUGGGCGCAACUGGCUGACAAAACGUUAACGCUCUGCAAGAUGAUUGACCGCCGUAUGUGGCAGUCUAUGACGCCACUGCGGCAAUUCAAGAAAAUGCCCGAUGAAAUAGCUAAGAAGUUGGAGAAGAAAAACUUCCCAUGGGAACGCCUGUAUGAUCUGGAGCCCAAUGAGAUUGGCGAGUUGAUACGCGUGCCAAAGUUGGGCAAGACAAUACACAAAUUUGUACACCAAUUUCCGAAGUUGGAGCUUUCCACGCACAUACAGCCUAUAACGCGUGCCACACUGCGUGUCGAACUCACGAUUACGCCCGAUUUCCAAUGGGAUGAGAAGGUACAUGGUUUAUCCGAAGGAUUUUGGAUUCUCAUUGAGGAUGUGGACUCCGAAGUGAUUUUGCAUCAUGAAUUCUUUUUGCUGAAGGAGAAAUACUCACAGGAUGAGCACCAAAUAAAGUUCUUUGUGCCAGUCUUCGAGCCAUUGCCACCGCAAUAUUUCUUACGCAUCGUCUCUGAUCGUUGGAUCGGUUCGGAAACACAAUUGCCGGUCUCUUUCAGACAUUUAAUAUUACCCGAGAAGAAUAUGCCACCAACAGAGCUGCUCGAUCUGCAACCGUUGCCCAUCUCUGCGCUGCGCAAACCGAAAUUCGAGGAAUUUUACGUUGACCGUUUCCCACAAUUCAAUCCCAUACAGACGCAGGUUUUCAAUGCCGUCUACAACAGCGACGACAAUGUGUUUGUGGGCGCACCUACCGGUUCCGGCAAAAUGACCAUCGCCGAGUUCGCCAUCAUGCGUCUGUUUUCACAGCAAGCCGAAGGCCGUUGUGUCUACUUGGUGUCGAAAGAAGCGCUCGCCGAUCUCGUAUUUGCCGAUUGGCAUGCAAAGUUCGGCGGUCUUUCACUAAAGGUCGUUAAGUUAACCGGUGAAACUGGCACCGAUCUGAAAUUGCUAGCCAAAGGUCAAAUUAUUGUUACAACCGCAGACAAGUGGGAUGUGCUAUCGCGUCGUUGGAAGCAACGGAAGAACGUGCAAGCGGUCAAUCUCUUUAUAGUGGACGAAUUGCAAUUGGUUGGUGGCGAAGACGGUCCAGUUUUGGAAGUUGUUUGUUCGCGCAUGCGCUACAUUUCGUCGCAAAUUGAGAAACAGAUACGCAUCGUGGCGCUCUCCUCCUCGUUGGCCGAUGCGCGCGAUGUCGCACAAUGGCUGGGCUGCAACGCCAACGCAACAUUCAAUUUCCACCCGAGUGUGCGUCCCAUACCGCUGGAGUUACACAUUCAAGGCUACAGCAUCACACACAACGCCACGCGCAUUGCUUCCAUGUCGAAGCCCGUAUAUAAUGCGAUCAUCAAAUACAGUCCACACAAACCCGUCAUCGUCUUUGUCUCAUCACGCAAACAAGCGCGUCUCACGGCCAUCGAUAUACUGACAUACAGCGCUUCGGACAUGCAACCGAAUCGUUUCUUCCACGCCGAAGAGGAAGACAUCAAACCAUUCCUCGACCGUAUGUCCGAUAAGACGUUGAAAGAGACGCUCUCGCAAGGCGUGGCAUACAUACAUGAGGGACUUACGGCCUCCGAUCACCGCCUGGUGGAGCAGCUUUUCGACUCCGGAGCUGUGCAAGUGGCAGUGGUGGCACGCGAUCUCUGCUGGGGCAUGAGUAUUUCGGCGCAUUUGGUCAUAAUUAUGGACACACAAUUCUACAAUGGCAAAAAUCAUUCCUAUGAAGACUACCCCAUAACGGAUGUGCUGCAAAUGAUCGGACGUGCCAAUCGUCCCAUUGAAGACGCGGACGCUAAAUGUGUACUCAUGUGUCAAUCAUCCAAGAAGGACUUCUUUAAGAAAUUCAUAAAUGAGCCACUUCCGAUUGAGAGUCACUUGGACCAUCGUUUACACGAUCACUUCAAUGUGGAGGUGGUCACCAAAACCAUCGAGAACAAACAGGACGCGGUCGAUUAUCUCACUUGGACAUUCUUAUACAGACGUCUCACACAAAAUCCCAACUAUUACAACUUACAGGGUGUUACACAUCGUCAUCUCUCCGAUCACCUGUCCGAGUUGGUCGAAAAUACACUUUCCGACUUGGAACAGUCCAAGUGUAUUAGCAUUGAGGACGACAUGGACACGCUUCCGUUGAAUUUGGGCAUGAUUGCGGCAUAUUAUUACAUCAAUUACACAACAAUUGAACUCUUCAGCUUAUCGCUUAAUAGUAAGACUAAAGUGCGUGGUUUGCUCGAGAUCAUCUCAUCGGCAGCAGAGUAUGAGGACAUUGUUGUACGCCAUCACGAAGAAAACAUUCUGCGCACACUCUCCCAACGUUUGCCGAACAAAUUGACCGGUCCCAACGAUUCGGCGCCAAAAUUCAAUGACCCCCACAUCAAAACAAACUUGUUGCUGCAAGCCCACUUAUCACGUUUGCAAUUGGGCCCCGAACUACAGGGUGACACAGAGCUAAUUUUGGGUAAAGCUAUACGCCUCAUACAGGCCUGUGUUGAUGUGCUCAGUUCCAAUGGCUGGCUCUCGCCGGCUGUGGCUGCCAUGGAGUUGGCGCAAAUGGUUACGCAAGCCAUGUGGAGCAAGGACUCCUACUUAAAACAGUUGCCGCACUUCACAGCCGACAUCAUCAAGCGUUGCACAGAGAAGAAAAUCGAAACUGUUUUCGAUAUCAUGGAGUUGGAGGACGACGACCGCUCACGUCUCCUGCAGCUAACUGACGCACAAAUGGCCGAUGUGGCGCGCUUCUGUAACCGUUAUCCGAACAUAGAAAUGAACUUCGAAGUGCUGGAUAAGGAUCGCAUCAAUUCCGGUUCCACAGUGAAUGUCGUCGUGCAACUGGAGCGUGAAGACGAAGUUACCGGACCAGUCAUUGCGCCAUUUUUCCCACAGAAACGCGAGGAAGGCUGGUGGGUGGUCAUUGGUGAUCCGAAAACAAACUCACUGCUCUCCAUCAAACGUCUGACGCUGCAGCAGAAGGCGAAAAUCAAAUUAGAUUUUGUAGCGCCCAGCCCCGGCCGGCACGAAUACACGCUGUACUACAUGAGCGAUUCAUAUUUGGGCUGCGAUCAGGAGUACAAAUUCUCCAUCGAGGUUGGCGACUUCCAGUCGGAGAGUGAAAGCGAAUCGGAAUAAACUGAUAAUAAUUAUAUUCGGUCUUCACGUAGUCUUAGUUCAACGUUUGUCGUAGAUUUCUGCAUAAAUUUGCAUGUCUCAAGUGUGCGCGUGUUUGUAAUAAACAAAGAAAAACAAACAAA